This is a messenger RNA of Rasamsonia emersonii CBS 393.64, 1179 nucleotides long. RefSeq names its product reverse transcriptase. The record is from RefSeq and is a predicted model, not a curated record. The transcript has a single exon. The annotation marks the transcript as partial. Lineage: Eukaryota; Fungi; Ascomycota; Eurotiomycetes; Eurotiales; Trichocomaceae.
AGGAUCCCCAGUAUCCCCCAUACUGUUUGUGAUCUACCUGAGCGGAGUCUUUGGGGCUAUAGAGGCAGCUGUCCCAGGGAUACGGGCCCUAUCGUUUGCAGACGAUAUAGGCCUUAUAGCCCUAGGGAGCUCAGUAGAUCAGACCUGCAGGCUGCUACAGCAGGCGGGGGACGCUGCCAUAACCUGGGGACAGGCCAAUGCAGUCCAAUUCGACGCUGAGAAGACUGAGGCAGUACUCUUUACUCGCAAGCGGGGACGAGAGCUUAGGGAUCAGGUCCAACGGGCCAGGAUUCUAGUUGGUGGGCACCAGGUCUCAUUCAGCCAGGAAGCCACCCGGUGGUUAGGUAUAUGGUUAGAUGCAGGACUUACCUUCAAGGUCCACUACCAAACACGCCUACGGAAGGCCCGUAUGGCAGAAGCGCGAGUACAGUCCCUAUGCCGGCAACAGGGACUACCUCCAGGCUUGGUUCGGAGGAUUCAAGUGGCAGCAGUACAGGCAGUGGCCCUAUAUGGGGCAGAGCUUUGGUGGCAGGGUCAAAAAGACCGGUUGGCAGGUUUGCAACAGCUGGUCAACCGGCAGGCCCGGGCUAUCACAGGCAUGUUCCGAACCACCCCCAUAGGGCCCCUAGUGCGAGAGGCAGGCCUAGAGCCAGCAGAGACCCUACUGGAGGCCCGGCAACUAGGGUACACCAUCAGGCUGCUCAGCCUACCUCGAGAUCACCUAGCAAAACGAAUUCUCCCAAUCACUCUCUGGGAGGGGGAUCAGCACGCUCAGCCUGGCGAGCAGCCACUAAGGGAUCGGGCAUGGGCAGAAACCAGCAGUCGGGGCCCAUGGUCACUAGGGCAGCACCUGGCACGGCGACUAGCAGGGACCCUGCCAGUUGACCCGUCUGAGGGCUUUGAAGAAACUAUGUGGACACCUGCAGGACCAUUCCCAGGCCAGAUCAAGGUCUUGCCAAUGGAAGAAGCAAUCCAGGCAGCCCAGAGAGCCCGCCCAGGGCUCACCCUAUGGUCGGACGGCUCACGGCUAGAGAAUGGGCGUACAGGGGCAGGAAUUGCAUGGCAGAACCCCCAGGGAGCCUGGCAAUCCCAGGAGAUCCCCCUAGGAAAGGGGAAGGAGGUAUUUGAUGCAGAACUCAUGGGGGUCUGCCGAGCCCUAGAGCUGGCCAUCAGGAUCAG